This is a messenger RNA of Lycium ferocissimum, 1421 nucleotides long. Its product is annotated as probable E3 ubiquitin-protein ligase RHG1A. Lineage: Eukaryota; Viridiplantae; Streptophyta; Magnoliopsida; Solanales; Solanaceae. The record is from RefSeq and is a predicted model, not a curated record. The transcript is spliced from 5 exons. The coding region runs from base 217 to 1134 and encodes 305 amino acids. Gene Ontology annotation, molecular function: ubiquitin protein ligase activity.
GUUUUAAUAAAAAAUUGAAAAGAGGAUCACCUACUAACCAGCAGACCGGCAAAAUUACCUAAUUCCCCAAGGAGCACCUAAAUUCAAAUAUUUCAAAAAUAUAGAAAUGAACAAAACCUUUUAAACUUUGAUUCAUUUGUUGUCUUCUUCCUUGUGAUCUCUCUAAACUCAUAUCACAAUUCACAGCUCAUAUUUCAUUUUCUUUUUUGCACCAACAUGCCUAUAUCAACAAUUGAUCAUUCAAGCUUAAAAAAACCAAGAAACAAACCAACCUCAGCCAACACAAACUCUACCUCUAAUCUUCAAUUUUCCAAGAUUUCAAACACAAAUGGCUCAAGUGUAUCUAAAACUUGUUCAACUACAAAUCCUAAAAAGAAGAAAAAAUUUAUGUCAGUGAGCUUUGGAGGGCUAGGAUGUAAGGGAAUGUUAAAUUCGCCACCGGUGUCGGCUCCAGCAGUUAUCAGAUCAGCAGCACAAUGGGAGACUACUAAACAAACGAGGAGAAAAAAAACAACAUUGUCAAGAAGUACUAAGAAUUCAACUAAUGUUGUUUGUUGUGCUCCUCCUGGGAUAGGCUCUGCUUCUGAUGUUGCUCCUAGGCCAAGAACAAAAACUUCUCAAAGAUCAAAUAACAGAGAGCACUCUCGUGUUGCGCGGAGAACUGCAAAUGGUGAAGAUAUUUCUGGGUCACGUAUGUCUAAUAUUAGGCAUCAAUGCCCCCGUUCUCAUCGUCGUCCUCCUCAGAUUAUGAUCCUCAGACAGAACCUGCAAUUUGCUAGAGACUUAGAUGGGGAUGAUCAAUAUGAAUCCUGGAGACUGGAUGUAGAUGAUAUGUCAUAUGAGCAAUUGGUUGCACUAAGUGAAAGGAUUGGGUAUGUAGGCACAGGUUUAGCAGAAGAGAAGAUAGUCCAAUAUAUAAGAAAGUUUAAGCUCUCAACAACUGACUCAUAUUCAAUGCUCAUAUCCACUGAUAAAGCCUGGAGAUGUACCAUUUGCCAAGAAGGAUGCAAAGUUGAUGAUGAAAUUGGGAAACUAGAAUGUGGACACUACCAUCAUAUUGAGUGCAUAAAGAAAUGGCUUAUGCAGAAGAAUGCAUGUCCUGUUUGCAAAAUUGCAGCAGUCCAUGAAAAUUGAUUAUGGACAAAUCAUAUUCCUAUCCCUUUAAUGUUAAAUCAAAGUUUUCAUUCAAUUUUCUCUAUUGUCUUCAAGAUUUUGGAUCAAAACAAGUUCUUGCCUCAGAAUAUAUAUAGUCAAGAACAUUAAAUUCAGAGGCAUUAAUUGUUUUUUUGGUUUUGGUUUUUAACAUUGGUUUGUUAGGGGUGGGAUUGAAUGACGUUCCUCACCACUUCAAUUAUAUGCUGGUUCUGAAAAUUGUAUUGAUAAGUUUGUUAUGUUAUCCAAAUUCCCCUUCUUUUCUCUAA